Molecule: messenger RNA, 1443 nt
Organism: Erythranthe guttata (spotted monkey flower)
Lineage: Eukaryota; Viridiplantae; Streptophyta; Magnoliopsida; Lamiales; Phrymaceae
Product: transcription factor PCL1
Biological process (GO): regulation of DNA-templated transcription
Cellular component (GO): nucleus
Molecular function (GO): DNA binding; DNA-binding transcription factor activity
Source: RefSeq, a predicted model, not a curated record
CCCCCAAAAAUUUUACUUAUUUAUAUCCACCGCCUACUAACCUUCAUUAUCUUCUCCCCCAUUUCUUCCCCCCUCACACAUCAAAUCAACCCCACUUGUUGAAAUCGAACAAACCCUCCAUAGAUUAAUCAAUCAAUCCCUCCCAAGCAUGUGGAUUGGUUGAAUUCUCCGAUCAUUUUCAUGGGCGAGGAAGUUAAAAUCGACGACGGCGUCGCCGAGUGGGAGGCGGGGCUUCCAUCCCCCGACGAUCUGACGCCGCUCUCUCAGUCCUUGAUCCCGGCCGAAUUGGCGUCCGCGUUCAGCAUCUCGCCGGAGCCUAGGCGGACUGAAAUUGACGUCAAUCGCGCCUCACACAGUACACUUUCUUCCCUCCGCGGCGGCGGCGGCGGUGCCGCCGCCGCCGCCGCCUCCACUUUCAAGCCGUUCGGCGGCGGCGAGGGGGACGACCACGCGGUGGAGGAGGCAGAGACUGAGGAAGGAUCCGAACCGAAGAAGAGCCGGAUGGUGGACUCCGCCGACGAUUUGGCGACGGACAGCUGCGCCGACGACCAGUCAACGGCGGGGGGGAAGGCUCUGAAGAGGCCGCGGCUGGUGUGGACGCCGCAGCUGCACAGGCGGUUCGUGGACGUUGUGGCGCACUUGGGGCUGAAGAACGCGGUGCCGAAGACGAUUAUGCAGCUGAUGAAUGUCGAGGGUUUGACCAGGGAGAAUGUGGCGAGCCAUCUGCAGAAGUACAGGCUGUAUGUUAAGAGGAUGCAGGGGCUGUCGAACGAAGGCCCCUCCCCCUCCGAUCACUUGUUUGCUUCCAUACCCGUGCCGCCGCAAAGCUUCAACGAGUCCUCCAUAGGCGAUGGGAACAACGGAAUCGCCAACGGGAGUCAUAGCAGUGUUGGUAAUGCAAAUAGCGGGAACAAUAACAUCGGAAUGCCGAUUCCGAUGCCGAUGCCGUACCAUCCGCCCCCGCAGCAGAUUAUGCCAAUGCAGAUGAUGGGAAUGGCAGCUCACGGGCAGCACGGAUUUCACGGGUACGACCAUAACCACCACCAUUCGCAGCAGCAGCAGCAGUACAGUAGUAUGGUGCAGCAGCAAAGGGACUGGUCUGGAAAUAAGUACAAUGCUUAUCCACAUCAUGUAACUCAGAAUCAUAACAAAUGUUAGCAAUGUCUUUCAGUAGUGGAAAAUAAAGGUGAAACCCUGCUUUAAUGGUUGCUGGUUCUGCCUCGAUCGAUUGUUGUUGUUGUUGUCCGGCUUUUGUUGUUUGUGAUUUGCUUCUGCUGAUUUUUAAAAUUGGAAUACAGGGGUCUUGGUGAAUUCAUUUGCUAGGAGUCUAGGACUUCUCUGUUAGCAAAUUAUGAUUUUUUUAGUUAUGGAAUAACUACUUGUCUUGAUCUAUUACAUGAUAUUCGAGCUGUAGAUUAUAUACAAUCUUUUCAAUUUGUCUGA